AUGGUUCCACCCUGGAAGGAGAACCAGCAGCCUCCAUUCCUUCCAGCCCUUGCCCCCCCCCAAGACUUCUGGGCCAUUCCUGGCACUGCGAUAGCGCUUGCAUCGGUUGCAGCGUAUUAUGGGGAUUCUGGAGCCAUCAUCGUCGUUUCAUUUGGUCAAAGUGACAAUCAGGAGGAAAUGGGUGCAGAAGACGAUGACAAUGGAGGAGAAAAUGAAGCAGAUAUUCUUCAGGAUGAUGAGAAGGCAGAAGCUGAGGCAGACCACAUGGAUGGCAUCCCAGAUCCUGAGGAGAAUGAUGCACCUGAAGAUGAAGAUGAUUUAAUUAAGGAGGAGCCACCUGAGAAAGAAAAUUUUGAAACUUCAUGUGAAGAUUCUGAAAUGGAAGUGAAACCAGAGGCCAAGCAGGAAGAUGCUGAUAUUGUCAAGGAGGAAGAUUCUUCUAGUCUCAAGGAGGUGGAUACUUCUAGUGUCAAGGAGGUGGAUACUUCUAGUGUCAAGGAGGUGGAUACUUCUAGUGUCAAGGAGGUGGAUACUUCUAGUGUCAAGGAGGGGGAUACUUCUAGUAUCAAGGAGGAGACUAGUGUCAAGGAGGAGACAGCUGCUGUUCCUAGUUCAGCAGAAGAAUCAACCAAUGCUCAGGAGUUCCCCGACAUGCUGCAAAAUGCCAGGAAAUCAAAGUAUGGAGAAGAGAUGAGGAAGCUGAAAAGGAUCAAACUGAGCAAAAAGAUUACACUGAGUCACAAGAAGGGGGUAAGGAAAAACAUCAAGAACGACGCGGAGAGAAGCGUACUCAUGAGGAGAGCAGAUAACUCUGAUAUGCAUCUGAAGAUUGACAAGGAGUCCUUCUUCAGAGCAGAGCCCAUGAUUGGACAUGGCUUUGGAUAUGUUUGGGCUGGAGCUCGAGCUACAUAUGGGUUCAUCUCAGGGAGGAUUUGCUAUGAGUGCAAGAUUUUGGAGGACAUGCAGGUUGAAGGUCUUGAAGAUGAGCCAAAUCCAAAUGUUGUGAGAGUGGGUUGGUCUACUGAAGACACUUCCAUGCAACUGGGUGAGGAGCCAUUAUCUUAUGGAUAUGGAGGAACAGCAAAAGCAUCAGAGAGUUGCAAGUUUCAGAACUAUGGAGUCACAUUUGCAGCUGGGAAUGUUGUUGGGGCUUAUUUGGAUAUGGAGAGUGAUCCAGUGACUGUCAGCUUUACAGUGGAUGGUUCUGAUCAAGGAGUGGCAUUUGAAAUACAAAAGGACCAACUGGAAGGAAAAGCUCUUUUUCCUCAUGUUUUAUUGAAGAAUUGCAAAAUAGAACUCAAUUUUGGAGAGAGGCCAGAAGGUCCACAUUUCCCUCAUCCAGAUAGACUCAUGGGCUUCACAUAUGCUUCUGAUGUUGAAGUUGAAAAGCGUGUUCGUGGUACAAAGGCUCCUGAAAAGCGAUCAGACUGCGAGGUCCAUAAUGUUGAUGUGUGGGCUGCCAAGUUGUGGGAAGACCACAUGGGCCAAUCAGUGAUGGGACUGAAUCGGAAAAAGAAUUAUGCUGGUCGUUGGGAUGUUCUCUUUGAGAAGUGCAACAGAUGUCUUAAUGUAUUACUAACUGAAGCACAGAGAAGAAGAAGAAACUUCAUCCUGGAUCAGACCAAUGUGUACCCUUCAGCUCAGAGGCGUAAAAUGAAGGGCUUUGAAGGUUUCAAGCGCCGAGCUGUUGUCAUUGUACCUCCUGAGGAGGAAUAUAAACGCAGACAGGAGAAAGUGGAGAAGGAAGAAGGGAAAGAUGUCCCUGAUAAGGCUGUAUUGGAAAUGAAAGCCAAUUUCAAGCUUCCCAUGAAGGGUGACCUGUUUGAUGAGGUGGAUUUUGCUGAGCUUGACCGAUCAGAAGCUGAGAAACUAGUGGCGAAAUACAAUCAAGAAGGCAUUGAUGCUGGAUUCACCCCCAAGGGACCUCCACCUGAAAAGAGAUUCAGACCUGACAGGGGGGAUAGAAAUGACAGAGCACGUGGCAAGGGCCAGGUCAGAGUCAUGGGCGUGGAAGUGGCUUUGGAGGAUUCCGUGGGAGUGAUCGUGGAUGGAGAGGUGGCUGGAGGGGUGGACCUCCAAGAGGAGGUGGUCCUCCUUACCGGAGCGGGAGCAAUGAUCGUUACAAGGAUAGGCGGGAUUGGCAAUCUCCCAGCCCUCGCCAAGAUCGCAAUAGCAACUAUGGGAGAGGAGGUGGAUAUGGAGGAUGGCAGGGAGGAGCCCAAGGCUAUGAUAGAGCCUAUGGACAGUAUGGUGGAUAUGGAAAUUAUGGUCCUCAAGCAGGAGCUGGUGCCUCUAAUAAUUAUCCUGGCUAUGGCAAUUGGAAUCAGCAGGGGUACUAUGGGAAUCAGGGAUGGGGUGGCUACGGAGGGUACCGAGGAUACUACUAAAUUCCAUGGCCAGUAUUUUCUUCAUCUCAGUCCUGCAUCCUAUGAAGAUGACACUAUGAUGGAGGAAUCACAUGAAGUCCCUUCUAAGAAAGCAAAAGUAGAAGAUGUUGAGGGUGAUCUCAAGAGCCUAAAAGAAUUCAAGCUAAGACAAAUCUUGAAUGAAAAACCAGAAAGGCGAACAAUCUUCCUGGAAGGAGAAUUUCAAGAUAAGCCUGGAACUGCUGUUUUGAUUCUGGAAAAAACUCCAUUUAUCAGUACAGAUAUUGAGAAUGUGAUUUCAACUAGUGUCAUAUCUGAGAAGCUGUUUCACAAUUCCAUAUAUGGAAACUAUCUAAUUUCUCCUCAGUCUGACUUCAACUUAGUGAGAUCAACUCUGGUUUACCCAGCCACUGACAAGCAUAUUCAAAAGUACAAGAAGCAGAAGCGGUUUGUCUUUGUUGAGACUCCUGAUGUGUAUGAGAAUGUGAUAAAGCCCUUCAUCAAGGAGAAUCACUUCAGCACUCAGUGGGUGGAGAAUAUCCUAAAUCACAAAUGUGAAGUUGAGCGCAUCAUUUGUGAGGAUCUUGACCCAUUGAAAGGAUUUGUCCUUCUACCUGAUCUCAAGUGGGAUGGAAAAUCCCUUGAAGCCUUCUAUGCUCUUGCAAUCGCUCGCAAUGCAGAACUGAAAUCUAUCCGAGACCUGACUGAAGUGCAUGUCCCCAUCCUUCAAAACAUUUAUUCCAAAUCAAUAGAGGCAAUUGAAAAGAAGUUUGGGGUCCCAGCAUCAAGGCUUCGUGUUUAUUUUCACUACCAGCCCUCUUAUUACCACUUGCAUAUUCACUUCUGCCACAUUGAUUUUGAAGCACCUGGAAGUGAUUGUUUGAAGGGUCAUCUUCUGCAGGCAGUGAUCAACAAUAUCCAGCUGUCACCAGACUACUACCAACAAGCAUCUCUCACAUACUCCUUGAAAGAGAAAGAAACUCUGAGUCAAAAACUCAUAUUGUUAGGGCCUGGAAUGUAUGAUCACAUGAUAAAUGGUAUAAGGGUGGAGGAGGACAAGAAGCCUAUAGGGGUAUUGAAAGAAGCUCUCUGGUCAGGAAGACAGCAUAGAUUAUCUGAUGUGGCAAAAGAAAAGGGUGAGGCUGGGAAAUAUUCUGCCACUCUCCUUCUACCCAAGUCCAGCUUCCCAGUGCAUUUGAAAGGAAGGAAGAGGCUAGAGGCUGAUGUUCAGAUUACCCAGUUGUUCCCUCAAUUUGAUCCCAUAUGCUUUGAAGAACCUUGUUGUGUUGGCUUGGUUGCUGCCACAGCUCGAGCCUUUGCCAAGGAAGCAGUCAAAGAGCAAAAGGAAGAAUUCAUGCAUUGGGGAAUCAUGGGAGAUUGGGAAAAUCCCUAUUUUACCUUUACCAAAGAAUACAUGGCCCAAGAACUCAUGGCAUUCCAUGAACUCUACCAAAAAGGCCUCAUCUAUCAAGAUCUGAAGCCUGUUUAUUGGUCUCCUUCUUCAAAGGGAAAGGAAGAAGGCCUACCUUUCCUUUCUGGAGAUCAUGUGACAUUGAAGAAAGGGACAGGGCUGGUGCAUACAGCACCUGCUCAUGGCCAUGAUGACUUCCUCCUUGCCCGAUACCAUUCCAUCCCAAUAGAACAUCUUGUGGAUGAGAAUGGUUGCUUUACAUCAGGGGCUGGACCUAAUCUGGAGGGCAAAGCUGUUCUAGAUGAUGGGAAUGCUCAUGUCAUGUGUGCCUUGAGGAAUUUUAUUGUGAAGGAGGAGGAUUAUGAGCACAGCUAUCCAUAUGACUGGAGGACAAAGGAACCAGUGAUCAUACGAGCCAGUCUUCAGUGGUUCUUUGACACUGACUCAAUCAAAGCUCAAGCUCUGGAAAAGCUAUCAAGUGUGAAGAUCCUUCCUGAGUCACUGCAGGUUGGAAUGGUGACUCAGCUGGAAAAGAGACCAUAUUGGUGUAUCUCUCGUCAAAGGGCUUGGGGAAUCCCCAUCCCAGUGUUUUAUCACCUAUCUACAAAUGAGCCCAUUAUCAACAACCUCACCCAUGGUAGCAAGAAGGAACCUGCCUUAGGAGUGGAUGCUCUCAGGUGCUGGGUGGCCUGGUAUGGUACAGGAGAGUCUCAGAUCCGCAUAGGAUGUGAUGCUCUCUCUAAUGUGUCCACAAAUCUUCAGAAAAUACGCAAUUCCUUGAGGUUUCUCCUUGGGAAUCUGCAUGACUGGAAGGAUGAGAAGACUGUACAGUAUGGUGACAUGCUUCUCCUUGAUCGAUAUGCUCUUGCUCUCCUUCAUGGUUUCCAUCAUCAGGUGGAGAGAGAUUACAGUGCUUUCAGAUAUGAUCGGGUGAUUGUGAACUCUAUGCAGUUCUUUGUGAACACCAUCUCCACUUACAUUCACUGGAUCAAAGAUAGAUUGUACUGUGAAGGACAAGAAUCCUUAAAGCGAAGAUCAUGCCAGACUGCAUUGAGCAGAGUCCUUUAUGUGUGUGUGCAGGCCCUUGCUCCCAUUCUACCUCAUUUGACAGAGGAAGUUGCCCUUCAUUAUCCCCAUCCUUGGGCUGAUGGAGUCUUCAGAAGCAAGUGGAUAGGGGGAGAGGUGGAAGAUGUUUGGGCAAACCAAGAAGUAAUGGAGUGCAUGAGGGAAGGCCUGAGAAUCCAGUCUGCUAUCAAUAUCACCCUUCCGUCCACUAAUCUCCGUCACUGGGAUGUGUACAUUCGAACAUCAUCUCCUGCUCCUUUCCAGCAUCUAAAACUUCUACAAGCUGAAGGUUUUUCAACAGAAUCUGAGUUAUGUGACCUACUCCAAGUCUCAGGUGUCACAAUCAGUAGGUCAAAUUGGGAGCCCUUUCUGAGCCAGGACACAAAUGAGGAGCUCCUGCAAGUAGAGUGUGGGAAUGAUAUUGAGGUGUUUCUAGCCCAGGCUCAUCUUCAUCGUUGUCCUCGAUGUCGCAUUCAUGCCUCCACUGCCCCUGGCAUUCUCUGUCAGAGGUGUUAUCAUGUUCUUCCCUCACUUUCAUGAUUACUGGAGUUCAUCAACAUCCUGGAG
Darwinula stevensoni is the source of this 5409-nucleotide messenger RNA. NCBI's taxonomy places the organism in Eukaryota, Metazoa, Arthropoda, Ostracoda, Podocopida, Darwinulidae. The record is from the annotation of a GenBank genome assembly.